ACCUCAAGAUCCUGCCGCUUCUCUUGCUCCGCCUCCAACCGACUCACCAGCUCGUCCAGAUACUCAUCUGCCCGCUGAUUGUAUUCGGAAGUCGUGAUGUCGGUCGGGGCGGUGAUGCGCUCUGACGGCUCGCUUUCCUUGGGGGCUGGGUUCUCCGCGUCGGGCAUGAUGCCAGAGAAGCGCACUGAGGCGUGAAAUGCUCGGAAAGCCGCUCUUGGAGCGACACUUGGCCGUGACACACCUCGGCCUCUAGAGGUGAAGCGUGCCGGAUUGGCGACGGCGCGGAAUGGCCGGCGGAGGGUCGCAUUGCCCAGGCGAGUGAGUGGCUUCAUUGUUCCCGCUGCGGUGGUGGAAAUGGCGGAUGCGAUGGGGAAAGGUCUAUGACGGGGAAGCGCUCGGGACGUGAUGGCACCCUUGAGGCUUGGAUUGAGGAGCUUGCGCUUGGGCCACUCAAAGCCCCCCCCCCUCCCCGCUAUUCACCCUCACCGUGCAUGCAUGGGGUGUUGUGGGCCACGGCAGCUGCAACAACACCACACUACCAUGAUCAACGCUGUGCUUGUCUUCAACAACGCCGGGCAGCCGCGCCUCACAAAGUUCUACACCCAGCUAGAUACCAGUGUGCAGCAGCGGCUGAUAUCCGAGAUCUUCACCCUCGUCGCCAACCGCCCCAAUUCCUCAUGCAACUUCCUUCCCCUACCCCCCCUCCUGGCCAGCAGCAGCAAGUCUUCCACCCCGACCACCCCCCACAACGACACUCCGUCGCUCGUCACAUACCGCCACUAUGCCACGCUGUACUUCAUCAUAAUCUCAACCUCGACCGAAUCGCCGCUCGCCCUGCUGGACCUGAUCCAAGUCUUCGUCGAAGCUCUGGACCGUCUAUUUGAGAAUGUAUGUGAGUUGGACCUCAUCUUCAACUUCGAGACACUACACGCCACCCUCGGCGAGCUGAUCGUCGGCGGGGUCGUCAUCGAGACGCAAUUGGAUAAAGUAGUCGAGGGAGUCAAGGCACAGGGCAAGGUUGCGAAGCGUCCGGUCAACGAAGGCAAGGGAGCAUUGAGCCUAGCUGGGUUUGGAAGAGGAGAUGGGGUGUGGGCAGGACGGUGAGGGCAUCGCGGUGAGGACAUCGCGGUGAUCGUGGACAAUGUCUGGGAUCAGUAGCCCAGCUAGGCUCUCACACCUGGAAGAAGCCUUGGAUUCGACUUGUCCCUCGCUGAGGUCUGAGCCGAACGCUCUCAAAGGGUGGCUUCGAUGGGGACUUGAAGGGCUUUGCAGACAUCGAAGACGAAAAAGCACGGGCCUAAGAUCCCCGGCUUCCCUCGAGAGAAGUCCUUCAAACAAGGAUAUCUUCUUUGAUAUUUCAUGCUCUAUUACACCUGUCACACGCAUCCUGUGCUAGGACGAGACGAUGUACCUUUCGCUACAGUUAUCGUCAAUGGAGAGGCGCUACUAGACCGCUUUUGACCAUGCUUCGGAUUUUAAGCCAAUCAUCUGCUUCCGGUCCGCCUCGCCGAGCAUUUACCCAGCCCUUUACGCAGCUCCUCCGCGAUCAGAAAAAUCUCUGUGAAAGACGGC
Messenger RNA from Lindgomyces ingoldianus, 1572 nucleotides. RefSeq lists its product as uncharacterized. The record is from RefSeq and is a predicted model, not a curated record. The coding region runs from base 406 to 1104 and encodes 232 amino acids. NCBI's taxonomy places the organism in Eukaryota, Fungi, Ascomycota, Dothideomycetes, Pleosporales, Lindgomycetaceae. The transcript has a single exon. Gene Ontology annotation, cellular component: intracellular membrane-bounded organelle. Gene Ontology annotation, biological process: vesicle-mediated transport; protein transport.